AUGCUCUCUCCACUUCGACGCAGAACACAGACUCAUCAAAUUCAGAGAUUUCUAGUCACUUUGAGCGAUGUAUACUCGAAAAAAGUUAACGAAGGAGCUCUGAAAGAGGAUGAUUACCAGCGCAAGAUGAUUGUGGAUUUCGACCGUUUGAGGAAGGAAAUUGAAACUUAUCAACCAUCUAAUGUGUCCAAAUCAUCUGAAAAAUCGAGCACCGGAUUUUGGAAAAUGUUUCAAAAAUCAAAAACGGAAGAUGCAUCAACGACCAACUCACCGCGUGGAAUAUACCUGUACGGAUCUGUAGGCUGUGGAAAAACUAUGCUCAUGGAUUUGUUCUUUGAAAACUGUCCAAUUACAAAAAAGAGGAGAGUGCAUUUUAAUGAUUUCAUGCAGAAUGUUCAUAAAAGAAUGCAUGAACUAAAAAUGCAAAGCAACGAAGCUCGGGGAAAAUUUGAUCCAGUUCCUGUUAUUGUCGAUGAAAUCAUGGAAACAACAAAUUUACUGUGCUUCGAUGAGUUCCGGUUCGUCUCUCUGAAAACUAUUCUUCCUCAUGUCAAUUGGAUUUUUCAGGUCACUGACAUUGCCGAUGCAAUGAUUCUAAAAAGGUUUUUCUCUAUGUUAUUUGAAAGAGGACUUGUCAUGGUUGCCACUUCGAAUCGAGCACCUUCAGAAUUAUAUAAAAAUGGUCUCCAGAGACAUCAAUUCGUUCCAUUCAUCACUAUUUUAGAAGAUAAAUGUGCUUCUCUUGCUCUAGAUUCCGGAAUGGAUUAUCGACGAAGUGCUUCUGGAGACGGUAAUCCGAUCUAUUUUCAUGGAGACGAUGCCAACAAUCAGUGUGAUAUUGUAUUCAAACAAUCAGCUGCCAAUGAAACUGAUAAUGUACGCUCCAAAACACUGGAAAUCCUGGGACGUCGAGUAGUCGUUGAAAAGUGUUGUGGAGGUGUGGCUGAUAUUGACUUCAAAGAAUUGUGUAUGACAGCAAAAGGAGCAGCUGAUUAUCUGGUCUACGCUCGAGUAUUCCACACAGUAAUUGUUCGAAAUGUACCCGUCAUGAAUCAGGAUAUGUGGAAUGCAAUGCGUAGAUUUAUCACAAUGAUCGAUACAUUCUACGACCAGAAGGUUCGGGUUGUGAUCGGUGCCGCAGCUCCAUUAGAUGAACUUUUCCAAUUCGAAAGUCACAAUGUUUCUCAUGAUGCUCUUAGUGAUUCAAAACGAAUUCUUAUGGAUGACCUGGGUAUCAAAUCUGAUCAUGAAGGAAUGAGCGCGAACGUAUUCAGUGGCGACGAGGAAGCAUUCGCCUACAGUAGAACAGUAUCUCGAUUGUAUGAAAUGCAAACGGAAAAGUAUCGUCGACACAGAAGACCUUAUAAUUCUAUUGAGAGUUCCAUUUAA
This is a messenger RNA of Caenorhabditis briggsae, 1389 nucleotides long. Gene Ontology annotation, molecular function: ATP hydrolysis activity; ATP binding. The transcript is spliced from 7 exons. Gene Ontology annotation, cellular component: cytoplasm; mitochondrion. NCBI's taxonomy places the organism in Eukaryota, Metazoa, Nematoda, Chromadorea, Rhabditida, Rhabditidae. The record is from RefSeq and is a predicted model, not a curated record. Bases 1 to 1389 code for a protein of 462 amino acids.